GAUCGAUUGCAUACGCAACUUCACGCUCUCUGCUCUGUCUCAGGUUCAAGAUGUGGAGAAGCAGAGACUUGAUCGUCCUCCUCUGCCUGAUCCCCUUCCUGCUCCUUUGUCAAGCUCCCACAGCUGCCAUGGCAGCAGACCCUUUCAGAGCAACCUGCGGCGGCGAGGCCUACAACUCGAGUAGCAGCUUUGGAAGAAGCCUAAGCGAACUCUUGUCCUCCCUCAAUUCUCUUUCUUCCACCUCUAACUCCGCCAACGCAACCGCCGGUGCCGGUAGCGACACCGUCUACGGCUUAUACAUGUGCCAAGGCGACCUCUCCGGCUCCAACUGCCAGAGCUGCCUCCAGACGGCCGUCGCCGGCGCCAACCAAAGCUGCCCAGGAGUUCGCCAAGCGAUCGUCUACUACGACCAGUGCCACCUCCGCUACUCCGACGCAAACUUCUUCGGCGUCGUCGACGCUGACGGAUUCAACAUGGCCAACCCCUUGGAGGUAACCAGUUCGCGGGUGGCGUUCAACGUAGUGUCCGAUUUGGUGCAGGCGGCGCCCCUGCGACGGCCAGUCAUGUUCGCCACCAACGUGUCGGACAUGUAUCCCCUGUUCGCCCUGGCUCAGUGCACGGCAGACCUGAGCCCCGACGGCUGCCGGAGGUGCUUGACGGCGAGUCUAGCGGCCAUCGAGAACUGUUGCAUCCAGAGGAAAGGGUGGAGGUAUCUCUCCCCGAGCUGCUGGAUAAGGUACGAGCCCACUCCGUUCUUCGGCAAUUACCCCAACAACUUGAGCACGUACAUCAUCCGGAGCCAGUGCUCGAACCUCGACAUCCAAUCCAACAGCCUCAGCGCUAGGACGGCCAAUUUAAGAGGCCUCUUUGACGACCUGAGUGCUCAAGCUCCGGCGACGGGCUUCUACAACGCUUCCGCCGGAGACGACGGCAAUAGGAUGUACGGCCUCGGGCUCUGCGCCGGGGACGUCGCCACGAGCGACGAGUGCGCUUCGUGCCUCGCAACAGCGGGGCGAGCCAUUGCGGAGGAGUGCCCCAACAAGACGGAGGGGUACAUGUGGUACGGCCAGUGCUUCUUGAAGUACUCGCAGCAGCGCUUCUUCGGUGAGCUAGACGCCGACGAGCACACCUUCUGCGGCGGCGCGGCGCCGGUGACCGCGGAGUUCGGUAAUGCGACAGAGGCGGGAGCGCGGAGCAUCGCGCAGGCCGCGUGGGGCAGCCCGUCGAUGUACUCCGCCGGCGAGGUGGUGGUGAACACGACGGCGAGGAGCUACGUGCUGGCGCAGUGCACGCGGGAUUUGACGGCCAACAUAUGCCAGAUUUGCUUGGGUGGCGGGAUCGGGAGGAUGACGGCGUCGUGCGGGGCGCAGAGCGGCGGUUGGCAGUACUUGACCGGCAGCUGCACCGUCCGCUACGAACAAUUCCGCUUCUUCAACGAUCCAUCCGCUUGGACCACGCAAGGAGGGAAAUCAUCAAGAGGUAAAGUCAUUGCCAUUGUUCUUCCAAUUGUGGGAGCUGUGCUAUUUGGAGUUGUUCUCUUGCUUUUGUUGAUUUUGAGGAGAAGAAGAGGAAAAAAAAGCUUCCAGGAAAGUGAAAAUUCUAAACUAAACUCUCUCAAGAGGCUGCAAGACAAAGACCUAACCCUCAUGGAUCUGGAUGUCAUACAAGCUGCUACGAAUAACUUCUCCGAUGAAAACAAGCUCGGAGAAGGUGGAUUUGGAGCCGUUUACAGGGGAGUACUAGUCGAUGGAAAAGAGAUAGCAGUGAAAAGGCUAUUGCAAAAGUCGAAUCAAGGUUCUUCUGAGUUCAAGAAUGAGGUGAAGCUUAUAGCAAAGCUUCAGCACAAGAAUCUUGUGAGGAUGUUGGGAUGUUGUGCUGAAGGGCAAGAGAAGUUACUAAUCUAUGAAUUCCUCCCCAAUAAAAGUCUUGAUGUCUUUCUAUUUGAUCCAAACCAGCGCACACAAUUGAGUUGGCAGAGAAGGUUUCUCAUAAUCUCAGGAAUCGCCAAAGGCCUUCUCUAUCUCCAUGAAGACUCACUCCUCAAGGUCAUCCACAGGGAUCUUAAAGCGAGCAACAUCUUGCUGGACAAAGACAUGAACCCGAAGAUAUCAGACUUUGGCAUGGCGAAGGUUUAUAGCACAGAGGAUAGUGAUGUAGACACAAAUCGGAUUGUUGGAACUUACGGAUAUAUGGCUCCCGAAUAUGCCAUGAGUGGAUUCUUCUCUGUAAAGUCGGAUGUGUUCAGCUAUGGAGUCCUUCUCUUGGAAAUUAUAAGCGGGGAAAGGAACGGUCGAGCAUACACAGAGAAACAUGGCCAUAACCUACUUACACAUGCAUGGAACCUAUGGAAUGAUGGCAAGGCAUUGGAGUUCAUCGAUUUGCUGCUUGAGAAACAAUAUGGGGCUGAUGAAGCAGUGAAAUGUAUCCAAAUAGCUCUACUAUGUGUUCAAGAAAGAAUGGAGGGAAGACCUACUAUGUCCGAAGUUGUUCUUAUGUUACGAAGUGAUCAUAUCGCGCUUCCUAGACCUGUACCACCUCCAAACUUUAUGAAUAGAAGGCAGUUUGAAUCUGAGUUGCCUUUUUCUAGCACGAUGAAUCCAACGACACUUAUGUCUAUCAACGAGGUUACCGACUCGUAUGUUGUUCCUAGAUAACAAACUGAAAGAAAGGUUGGUUAGGCAAUGUAUGCUUUAUGAAUUUCGUCCAAGAAGAAAAUUUAUGUAAAGUGUAUCUUGUUCCUUGAGCAAAGGCAUAAGCUUGUGUAUUUUUUUUAUCUUACAAA
Molecule: messenger RNA, 2782 nt
Organism: Zingiber officinale
Lineage: Eukaryota; Viridiplantae; Streptophyta; Magnoliopsida; Zingiberales; Zingiberaceae
Product: putative cysteine-rich receptor-like protein kinase 20
Exons: 7
Coding region: 51-2654 (867 amino acids)
Biological process (GO): protein phosphorylation
Molecular function (GO): ATP binding; protein kinase activity
Source: RefSeq, a predicted model, not a curated record